GAAUUCGAUCGAAUCUUUUGGUCCCUAGGGUUUUCUCUCUUAUCUCAUAGUUUUUCCUGGCAAUUUACCCUCACUUUCUGGACCCUCUGCUAGGGUUUUCCUCUGUGCUGUUCGCCCUUUCUUGGAAAAUUCCAUCACUUUUUCGAAAUCUUUUAUAGGGUUUCGAUCCUUCCUAUUAGGGUUUUUAUUGCAAGUCUUGAGCUUUUGUGCCUUGGAUCUGAAAAAUCUCUGCAGUAUGCCUCCCAGAGCGGUAAAGAAAACCGCGGCGGCCACGAAGCGGACGCCGAGAGCCACAAGGGGGACUCCUAAGGUCCAACCCCAGCCAGAAGCCUCGGUAGAGCCGGUCAAAGCAGAGGAAGUUUCGGUUCCUGUUGUUGAGGUCAAGGAAGAAGUUAAGGUUGUGGAGGCUGUUGAAGUAAAGGUCGUAGAAAAGGCUCCAGAACCUGAGCCGGUGCCGGAACCUGAACCUGAGCCGGAACCUGAACCGGAACCGGAAUCGAAGGCCGAACCUGAACAGGAAUCGAAUACAAAUAGAUUGUCUCCCGUGAAGAAGGAAGAUGAGAUAAAGGAGUCUGUUGACGAAUAUGAGAAAAAUGAAUAUGAAAAAGAUGAGCGGCUGGAUCUGGAAGAUAAUGAACCUGAAUAUGAAACUGAAGAAUAUGGUGGGGUUGAUUAUGAUGAGAAGGAAAUCGAACAAGAGGACGUUCCUGAUGGGGGAGAUGAAGUGGAGGAGGAAAAUGAGGAGGGGGAUGUUGUUGAGGAGGAAGAUGGUGAUGUAGGUGAAGAAGGAAUGGAAGAUGUUCCUGAAGAACUUGAGGGUGAAGAGGAUGAUGAACAUGCUGGUGAAUUGCAGGAGCAUGCAGAGAUGGUUGAUGCAGAGGAUGAAGAGCACCAUGAAGUUUUUAAGGAGAGGCGUAAGCGGAAGGAGUUUGAAGUAUUUGUUGGGGGUCUAGACAAAGAUGCAACUGAGGAUGAUCUAAGGAAGGUUUUCAGUCAAGUUGGUGAGGUUACUGAAGUCAGACUGAUGAUGAAUCCUCAGACAAAGAAGAACAAGGGGUUUGCUUUUUUGCGUUUUGCAACUGUUGAACAGGCGAAACGUGCUGUCACAGAGCUAAAAAAUCCAGUGGUUAAUGGGAAACAGUGUGGUGUCACUCCAAGUCAAGACAGCGACACCCUUUUUCUGGGUAAUAUAUGCAAGACAUGGACCAAGGAAGCUUUGAAAGAGAAGUUAAAACAUUAUGGAGUAGAGAAUGUUGAGGAUUUGACAUUGGUUGAAGAUAGUAACAAUGAGGGAAUGAAUCGGGGUUUUGCUUUCUUGGAGUUCUCUUCCCGUUCUGAUGCCAUGGAUGCUUUUAAGCGUCUCCAGAAGAGAGAUGUUGUGUUUGGUGUAGAUAGGACUGCAAAGGUUUCAUUUGCAGAUUCCUUCAUUGACCCUGGUGAUGAAAUCAUGGCACAGGUUAAAACAGUUUUCAUUGAUGGUCUUCCUGCUUCAUGGGAUGAGGAUCGUGUUCGGGAGCUUCUCAAGAAAUAUGGGGAGAUUGAAAAGAUUGAGCUUGCACGGAACAUGCCAUCUGCCAAGAGAAAGGAUUUUGGUUUUGUCACUUUUGACACUCAUGAUGCUGCAGUUACAUGUGCUAAAAGCAUCAACAAUGCAGAGUUGGGGGAAGGAGAAAACAAGGCUAAAGUGAGGGCUAGGCUGUCAAGACCACUUCAGAGAGGUAAAGGGAAACACAUUUCUCGAGGAGACUUCCGACCUGGCCGUGGUGGGCCUGUACGAGGUGUCAGGGGUUCCUGGGCUCGGCCAGCGCUACGUAGCUUUCCUGGGCGUGGGGCAAGAGGUUUAGGGCCUCGUCUCCCACCAGCUGCUGUAAAGAGGCCAAUUGGAUUUAGGGAUAGACGCCCAGUUAUGGCCAUGCCUCCAAGAGGCAGGCCCUUGCCUCCUCCAUCAAGGUCGUAUGACAGGAGAGCACCUGUUCCUGCUUACCCUAAGCCGAACUUGAAGAGGGAUUAUGGGCGGCGUGAGGAGGUUCCUUUGAGGAGCAGACCUGCUGUAGACUAUGGUUCUAGAGUUGCCCCAGAGAGACGCCCAUCAUAUAGAGAUGACUAUGCUACCCGAGGAUCUGGAUACAAUGAUAUUCCAAGAAAUACAUCUCGGACUGCAGCAAGGAGAACUUACGAAGAUGAUGCUUAUGGGCAAAGGUUUGAGAGGCCUCCUCCCCCAAGUUACCGUGAGGGACGUCCCCGUGAUUACGACUCUAUUGCAGGUUCAAAACGGCCAUAUGGUGCACUGGAUGAUGUUCCCCCUCGUUAUGCUGAUGCAAGUGUCCGGCAGUCAAGGGCUCGUUUGGACUAUGAAAUGAGUGCUGGUGCUUCUCAAUAUGGAGAUGCUUAUGGUGAUAGACUUGGAAGAUCUAAUCUGGGAUAUGGGGGCAGCCGAAGUUCUAUGUCCAGUCAGGAUUCACAUGGUCUUUAUAGCAGUCGUCAGGGUAUGGGCUAUGGAGGAGGUUCUUUUGGUGGUAGUGAUGUUGGAGGGAUGUACUCAUCCAGUUAUGGCAGUGAUUACAUGCCUCAUGGAGCAGAUGUUGGUGGUAGCUCUUACUCAUCUCUUUAUUCCAGUCGUGGUGUUGGUGGCAGCAGUUACAUGGGUAGUGGUGGUUCUGGAUCAUACUAUUGAGAUUUUUGACAUGACAGAGGCUGCUGUAGGAUGUGGACUAUUUGAAGCUUAUUCACUGUGACCCUAAAGUUUUGGAAGGAAAGCAUGUUACCAAGCAUAAACAGCCUCAAUUUAUCAGUUGAGAGAACGCGCUUUAGUUUUAUGGUCAAUGAGCUGUUAUUGCUUUGGCUCAUCUUAGAUUGCAGAUGGGGUUCUCUCAGCCAGUCUUAUUUCAUAUUGUAAGGAAUCUUGGGUUUUGGUGCAGAAACCAAAAAGUGCUUUAGUAUGUGGUAUUGUAUGAAUUGCACCUUUUUAUUCUAUAUAAGAACUUACUUGGUGGAGAAUGAGAAGGUAUUCCUCAUUUCAAUGGACAAAUAUAUUGUUAGAGCUUCAGGUGUACCCAAAAUUGGUUAAAGGGAUUCCUGGUUUGUGUUAUGCUGAAUUCAUUGGAUAAGUUUUA
Molecule: messenger RNA, 3113 nt
Organism: Vitis riparia (riverbank grape)
Lineage: Eukaryota; Viridiplantae; Streptophyta; Magnoliopsida; Vitales; Vitaceae
Product: heterogeneous nuclear ribonucleoprotein Q
Exons: 12
Coding region: 236-2674 (812 amino acids)
Cellular component (GO): nucleus
Molecular function (GO): mRNA binding
Source: RefSeq, a predicted model, not a curated record